This is a messenger RNA of Malus domestica (apple), 1616 nucleotides long. Its product is annotated as ankyrin repeat-containing protein ITN1-like. Lineage: Eukaryota; Viridiplantae; Streptophyta; Magnoliopsida; Rosales; Rosaceae. Gene Ontology annotation, molecular function: protein binding. The record is from RefSeq and is a predicted model, not a curated record.
UUCUAAGUGAAGCAAAGUUGAGAGAGAGAGAGAGAGAGAGAGAGAGAGAGAGAGAGAGAUAAUGGAGAUCAGACGGCAUGAUGAAGAAGAAGUGUACGAGGCAUCACGGACUGGGAGUGUAGAGUACUUGAACAGAUUGAUCGAAAAAGACCCAUACAUUCUAAGGAAAGUAUCCCUGCAGACCGGUAAAACCGGAACCCCCUUGCAUGUACCGGCUUUGCUCGGACAUGCUGAGUUUACCAAAGCCCUUUGCACUAACAAUCCCAAACUUGCAGAGCGGGUGGACGCCAAUGGACGCACGCCCCUACACUUGGCUUCUGCUGAGGGCCACAAGGAGACCGUCGAAGCUUUGUUAUCUGUGUAUGCUGAUGCGUGCUUGCGUUAUGAUGAAAAGGGAAGAAUCCCUCUUCACUAUGCAGCCAUGAAUGGAGAAGUUGAGGUGCUCCAGAAGUUGAUUGAUAAAAAGCCUGAGUCCAUUUAUGUCAAAGUUGAAAACAGAUCGAAAGAAACAGUUUUGCACUUGUGUAUUAUACACAACCAGUUAGAGUGCUUGAAAUUGUUGGUUGAAAGGGACGACAGCAAUGGUGAGUUCCUCAACUCAAGAGCUGGCUGCAAUGAUGGGAGUGUGACCAUCCUGCACUUAGCAUUGAUGCUAAGGCAAAUUAAGAGUAUACGUUACCUGCUUUCCGUUGAUGCUAUAAGAGCAGAAGCAAUUGGUGUGAAUGGGAUGUCUCUGACCAUGUUAGAUAUCUUAGAGUACAGCAGCAUUGCAAGAGAUGAGUUUAGCAGAAGCUUAGAAAUUCAACAGAUUUUGAUUGACGCGGGAUUAAUCAGAAGGGAAAAUAAUGAAAAUGAUAAGCCUAACUCAGAUGUUGCCGCUGCUGCUGUUGUAUCACCGAAUCCAAGAAGGGUGAAGAAGAAAAAGAAGCUUCACAAACAAGUAGCAUCAUCGGAGAAGGGAUCAACGCCGGCUAGGAGGUGCUGGAUAAAAUUGAUGAAAUGGUUGAGACAUCCGAGUGAUUGGGUGGUCGAGACACGUGGCAUGCUGAUGGUUGUGGCUACGAUGAUCUCGACCAUGACAUUUCAAGCCGCAGUUAACCCACCUAACCCACCUAAUGAUCCCGACAAUUACUUCCCCGUUUUCAUAACAUACAAUACCAUCUCGUUCCUUGCUUCUUUGAGUGUCACCCUUUUGCUCGUUAGUGGAUUUCCUCUCUACAAUCGGUUCUGCACGUGGCUCUUAUCGAUGUCCAUGUGCGUCACUCUCACAUUCUUGGCACAAACCUACCUAAUUUCGCUGUUUAUGAUCGUCCCUGGUACACCUACAAAUACAACCUUAAACCUAUACGUGAUAUCCGUUCUUACUUGGACUGCUUUGCUGGGCGUAGUCGGUAUAUUGGACACUAUUCGGUUUCUUAUUUGGCUGACGAAGCGGUUGCGGCCCAUGUACUUGAGGUCAAAAUCAUGUCUCAAGAACAUGAUCACUACUGGCUCCUUUUCAUGUAACGAUGCAACGCGUUUUGAAGAGAUUGAUUCGCCUGCGGUUGUGUAAUUACUCCUACACGGUGUGUUAGCUUGAAAAAAUAAUUAACUAGGUCAAUGACGCUUUCUCGAUA